This is a messenger RNA of Hydra vulgaris (swiftwater hydra), 4268 nucleotides long. Its product is annotated as caskin-1. NCBI's taxonomy places the organism in Eukaryota, Metazoa, Cnidaria, Hydrozoa, Anthoathecata, Hydridae. The record is from RefSeq and is a predicted model, not a curated record. Gene Ontology annotation, molecular function: protein binding.
UCUAUUAAGCGAUUACAUUUUUUAAUCAUUAAGAGAUUAAGUGUUACUAAAAAAAGAUUAUCUUUUUAAUAAAAAAGAAUCACAUAUUUAUUAUCUUUAUAUAUUUUAUCGAAGGUUUUUUACUAUUUAUUUGUAGUAACUUUAAAUACAGAACUGGUUUUCAACUGUGUUACAGAGAUAGCCAAACAAGAACUACAUGAAAAAGCAAUUAUUAGAUCAAAUGAAUAGAAACGAAUAUGUUUAUACAAAUUGUAUAAGUAUUAAUAUAAAUGGGGUGUAAAGAUGGUUAAAGAAAGUGACCUUAUGCUUGCUGUGAAGAACAAUGAUGGUCAGCGAGUGAGAAAAUAUUUACACAAGUUUCAUAAAAGUGGAAAAAAGUCAUUGGAAAAGAAGCUUGGUAUAAACAGUACAGAUUCAGAUGGGUUUACACCUCUUCAUCAUGCAGCGUUACAAGGAAAUGUUGAUAUACUUAUGGCCAUCAUUGAAAUGGGGGGAGACCCUAAUGGGAAAGAUAAUAAAGGUAUGACACCACUCCAUAUGGCUUCAUGGGCAGGUAAAGAUGAAGCUGUAAAAUGCCUGCUAGAAAACAAAGCAUUACCAAAUCUUGCUUCCUUUAGUGGAGACACAGCUUUGCAUCUUGCUGCUCAGCAUGGAUACUCAGGAUGUGCCAAGCUUCUUCUUGCCUCAAAUGCAGAUGGCACUUUUCGAAAUAGGCUUCUAGAAACUCCACUUGAUCUGGCUUGUCAAUAUGGUCAUACUCAGGUUGUGAAACAGUUGUUGACAAAUGAAAUGGUUACUUCAGUUUUACUUUCUCCAACAAACUCUUCUAAAUCUCCUCUCCAUCUUUCCGCGAAAUCUGGGCAUGAUGAUAUUGUUUCUCUAUUAUUGCAGCACGGAGUUCAUGUAGACGAUUGCAGUGUUGAGGGAACAGCAUUGCAUAUGGCUGCAUUAUAUGGGAAAACAGAAGUGGCUCGUUUACUUUUAAAAGCAGGUGCAAGUGUUUUUAAAACUAAUGAUAAAGGAUUGAUGCCACUUGAUUUAGUAAAUAAGUUUACAACAUCCAGAGCAGCUCUAGAAAUAAAACAGAUGCUAAGAGAGGCUGCUGGUGAACAUAUUGUAUAUGCAAAAGCUGUUUCAGAUUACAGUAAUCAAUAUGAUGAAACAAGUAUUUCUUUUAAAUGUGGUGAAACUAUUGCAGUUCUCCAACGAAAUCAUGAUGGCCGGUGGAAAGGUUUUGUUGUUGGGUCCAAGGAGGAGGAGAUAGGUUUUUUUCCUGCAAUGGCAGUUCAUGUGAUCUCUGAAAGAGCUAUUUCUGGAUGUUCAUUAUCUCCAUCUACUCCAAGUAAAAGCUCAAGAAAUUCUAAAACAGCCCCAAGCUCCCCAGUUACACCUACAAAAAAACAUGUAGGAGUUGUAAAUAUUGGAAACUUUGAUGUACUCACUUUGGCUAAAGCAAAUACAGAAUGCAGUACUCCUGUAAUUAAGCAAACAGCUGGUGGUAAUGUACUCACUCAUUUAAAUAGUUUUAAAAGCAACAGGUCGAUUGAGAAGCAAACAUCAAGUGAUGAAACAAAUCAGCCUCCAUUAUCACCAAAGUUAUAUAAAGCAAAUCUAUCACCUGAAAAACCCUUAUCACCUUCACUUAGACAAAGUAAAUCAAUGAAUGGUCACACUUCACGUAUGAACUCAGAUGAAAUCAAAAGAUUCAGAGCAAGAGUGUAUAGCAGUGGAUCACCUCGACCAGAUAAUUUAAAGAGGCUAAAUCAUGUUUCCAAUCCAAAAAGUCUCUAUUCGUCUAUUGAGAUCCCACCUGGGACAUCUCCAUUAGUACAUAUUCCUGCAUCAGAUACAGUAUACACAGAUGUUUGCCAUAUUGUUUGUAAUGAUAGUCCUAAAGAAGUUACUAAAAAUAACAUGUCUCCUUCAUUGAACAAUAUCAGCAAGGAAAAUAAUUCAGAAUCCCCUGUGAUCAAAUCAAACCAAAUAAAGUAUUUUAAAAGCAAAGAUCACAAUCUUGUAUGUAAUUAUGAAGAUAUGUCUGGUUGCUUUUCACCACCAGCACAAGAUUUUCACCUAAGACCAUCACAGAUAGUGCCAACAAGCGAUUAUGGCUCCAUGUGUACUACUUCGUCAAGCUCUUUAGAAAUAAAUGACCACCAAGCAAACCAUGAUGAACUGACAGACAGAAUUCAAUAUCCUUCAAAUAAGUUUUAUGAAAAAAUUCAUAGCUUUGCAAAUGGUCAUGAAAAGUCAUACAAUGAUUGUUAUGAUGGUGGUAGAACUUCAACUACUAAUAGUUCCUUUUCGCCAUCUCCUCCACUAAACUAUCGAGUCAAUUCAAAUUAUGAAAACCAGGAUGAUACAUACUACUCAAACCAAAAUAAUGAUAAAGAACCUGAACCAUCUAAUAAUGCAGAAAAACAAGUACUGGAUUGGUUAAAUGAGCUUAAACUCACUUAUUACUAUGAUCAUUUUAUAACAAAUGGUUUUGACAUGACCAGCAUACACGCCAUUACACCUGAGGAUUUAAACUCUCUAGAAAUUAUGAAAACUGGUCACCGAAAAAAAUUAUUAUCCGAAAUAGCUAGACUUCCUGCCAACAAUUUACUACCAAAUGAAAAACCAGAAAAUGUUCGAGAAUGGUUAUCCAAUCUAAAUCUUCUGCAAUAUGAAUCAAAUUUUGUUGAGGGGGGAUUUGAUGAUAUAGACUUUAUCAAAGAUUUGGACAAAAGUGACUUGGAUAUGAUUGAUAUCAAAACAAUUGGACACCAAAAAAAACUUUUAAUGGCUGUACAACGCUUACAUGAUCUGGAGCUUACAGAUAUUUUAGAUAGAGCAGUUGAAGCAAAUCCGAUAAGAAAUAGUAGUUUUCGGUCUGAUACAUCUAAAACUAGUGGUUAUAUUAACAAUCUGAAUAAUAACAAAAUGUCUCCAUCUAUUGAUGAUUUGCCUCCUCCACCUCCACCAUCUAGUAUACAAGAAAAUAAUAUUCAGCGUAUUCCACAUACUUCAAAAAAACCUGUGCCUGCUCCUAUUCCAAAACCUAAGCCGUCAGUCAAACCUAUAAAUGAAACUAUAAAUAAUUCUGUUGAUGCUAUUGUUAAUUUGAGAAAAGGAUCAGUAAACUCACUUCCAGGAGAGUUGCAAGGUGAUCAGAGUGAAGAAGUUACAUCAUCAAAAUCUAGAGAUCUCUUCAAACAAAUGGAACGGCGUACAAGUUCGGCUGAGCAAAUGACAAGUCCACCAAGUACUAUGGUAAGAACAAGCUCAAUAGCAAACUCCAAUAUUCGUAAAAAUUCUGACAUAACCUCUGCACCACCUAUAGUUCCACCAAAGCAAUCUGUUAAAAAGGUUCCUCCACCUGCUCCUCCUAAAAGAUCAAGCAGUGUUAGUUCAAAUGAACUACCAGCUAGUCAACCAUUCGAGCCUGUUCUAGAGCGAGUGGUGUCUCCACCACCAGUUUCCGAAACGUCUCCUAAAAUGCCAUCUUUUACCCCUCCACCUCCACCGAGAAAAAUAAUUUCGGCGCAAACAUCUUCAUUACCAGCCCCUUGUCUGGAUUUACCAUUGCCACCUCCUGAGUUGAUCUCUCCACCUAACGAUGAAAUUGAAGAACCACCUACUCUAAAAAAAAAGGGAGACAGAGGGUUUGAGGAAACUGAUGAUAUUCUUGCUGAUAUAAUGGCUGACAUUGAUGAUUUUAGCGCUCAGUUAGAUUCUAUGUUUUAAAUUGUAUAUAAAAGAACACUCAGAUUUUAUAAAAUGAUGCCGCUCACAAAAUCGAUUCUAAAAUGAUGCGAUCAAUGAAUCCGACACGUGAUAUUUUUAUUUUAAACAAUCACUUAUCAAAACACUAACUAUUCGCUUAGUUAGUAGAAGAGGUUUGUAAAGAGAAGAAAAUUUUUCCAUUCAAUUAAGACAAUCACUAAAAUGGUUUUAGAGUCUAAAAUCAUUUUCUAAAAUUUAGACAAUUGUUGAUAAGCUUACAGACUGUUUGAUUGCGUUGUCUGAAAGACAAUCAUUUUUUAUUUUUAUUUUUUGCGAACAUUUUUUAAUUUGUAGUUUAUUAUUAAUUUUUGUCAAUAAUGCUAGGCAUUUAUUAGAUUAUAUAUAUAUAUAGGCAUUGUUUGGCGCACGUUUUCAAAUACUUUUACAGCGCGCACUUUUUCGACUAAAGUUGCAUGAUGUUUGAUGUAAACAUUGAUGUUUUUUGGCGUGAGUUUGUAAAACCGAUUGUAAUUAUAUGUAAAUAGAAUACUUUGUUACUA